This is a messenger RNA of Phycodurus eques (leafy seadragon), 823 nucleotides long. RefSeq lists its product as uncharacterized. The transcript is spliced from 2 exons. NCBI's taxonomy places the organism in Eukaryota, Metazoa, Chordata, Actinopteri, Syngnathiformes, Syngnathidae. The coding region runs from base 41 to 478 and encodes 145 amino acids. The record is from RefSeq and is a predicted model, not a curated record.
CAGCCAUCUUUUUAACAUCUCUCGUCCAGAGCGGGAGGCCAUGGAGACCUACAUCAGCGAGUCAUUGGCCGCAGAUUACGGACCACAUGUUCACCAAGUACUUCAGAGACUCCUUGAGAACAAGCUCUUUGUUAAAGCAGAAAAGUGUGCGUUCCAUGUUCCAAAGACCACCUUUUUGGGUUACGUCAUUGCUGAGGGGCAGCUUCAAAUGGACCCAGCCAAAGUAGCCGCAGUCACUGAGUGGCCGACGCCAUCCACAAGAAAGGAGAGGCAGCGGUUCCUUGGCUUCACCAACUUCUACCGGCGGUUCAUUCGGAACUACAGUGGGGUGGCAGCACCCCUCACUGCGCUCACAUCAACCCUAACAUCCUUCCAAUGGUCUGAGAAAGCCGACAUGGCCUUCUGUGAGCGAAAUAAACGUUUUUUCCUCAGCUCCUAUCCUCGUUCAUCCGGAUCCACAGAGGCAGUUCAUAGUUGAGGUCGAUGCAUCAGAGGCGGGGUUUUGGUGCGGUGCUGUUUCAGCGAUCCCAGACUGAUGGUAAGGUCCAGCCUUGCGCCUUCUUUUCUCACAAGUUGUCUCAGGUGGAGAAAAAUUAUGGGAUCAGAGAUCGGGAGCUUUUUGGGGUGAAGAUGGCGUUGGAGGAAUGGUGGCAUUUCCGGGAAGGCGCCAAACACCCAUUCAUUGUGUGGACCAACCACAAGAAUUUGGAAUACAUCCACUUUGCUAAGAGGCUGAGCUCCCGUCAAGCCAGGUGGGCAUUGUUUUUUGACCGGUUCACCUUUACCUUGUCCUAUCGCCCAGGGCCCCAGAACACCAAGGCGG